CGCCGUCUGGCGGCAAAUUUCUUAAAUAGCAUAUAAGUAAAGUGAACAGUUGAAAAUGCAGUCAACGACUCUCGGUGUCAGUUGUCAAUGGUAAAAACCCUAACUAUGGUUUUCUCUCUGCGUUUCUCGUCUCUCUCUCUUCCUCCACACAGCACCAUAACACUUUAUACAGUACCGCACGUGCCAAACCACAGAUUAAGAUCGACCUCAAACUUGUCACCUCCUUCUUCAACGCUCCUCAUUAAACACUCUCUAUGUCCCUGUGCCGCCCCCAAACAGCAACAACAUUUACUCGUCCCCGAGGAAGAAGAAGAAGAAGAAUUGAAAUGUAUUAAUGAAGCUCCAUCGUUAGAGAAUGAUUCGCUGCCUCCGGGCAUACGGAGGGAGUGUAUGCCGAGACACGUGGCGGUGAUCAUGGAUGGGAACCGACGGUGGGCCCGCUUGAGAGACCUACCUGUGGGGUCAGGUUAUGAGGCCGGUGUCAAGUCCCUUAAAACGCUUAUUGAACUCUGUUGCAAAUGGGGAAUUCGUGUUCUAACUGUUUUCGCUUUCUCUACUGAUAAUUGGUUUCGUCCUAAUGUGGAAGUUGAGUUUUUGAUGAGCUUGUUUGAAGGGGGAGUGAAGGAUGAAAUGGGGAGCUCUUUGAGGGAGAACAUCCGAAUAUCUGUAAUUGGAGAUAUCUCUAAGCUCCCAAAGUCCUUAGAAGAAUUAAUAAUCAAUGUGGAGGAGAGUACUAAGAACAAUUCCCAAUUCCAACUUAUUGUAGCAGUUAGCUAUAGUGGGCGGUAUGACCUUGUUCAAGCUUGCCAAAGGAUAGCUAUGAAGGUCAAGGAUGGUAUUAUUGAACUUAAUGAUGUCAACGAGUCUUUAAUUGAACAGGAGCUGGAAACAAACUGUACUGACUUUCCCUACCCUGAUCUACUUAUACGAACCAGUGGUGAGCUUAGAAUUAGUAACUUCAUGUUAUGGCAGUUAGCCUAUACCGAAUUAUUCUUUACACAAUCACUGUGGCCUGAUUUUGGAGAAGCUGACUUUUUAGAGGCAUUGCAAUCCUUCCAGCAAAGGUGGAGACGCUAUGGUGAAUGAAACUUUUCGGUACUUGCAUAUAUCUGUUGAGUCUUUAUCAUUUCAUUGAAAAAACGUCAAAGAACCUACCAACUCAGGAAAGCAACUUUGAAGGAAAACUUGCUAGGAGCUUAAUGUUGAAGUGAAUUUUGAUAUCUGGAAGGGUUUAAUUUAGCAUGUAGAUUUUUGUAGUUCAUUGUUUCAGUGAUCUGCCAGGAAGACACAUCUGGGUUGUGGGUAGCAGUUUAAGACACUACUUGAAGAAUUCGUCUACAAGGUUUUAACUGCUCCAAGACCGUUUACAACGCAGUUAAAAAAAUCUGGGUGAAUGCUACAAGGAAUUUCUGGGCGAGCAAGGAGUGCCCAUUGGCAUGCUUGAAUUGUGGGAAAAUCUAUUUAUGAAAAAAAAAAAAAAAGUGGUUGGACUUGGAGAUGUAACUCUAUAAUAGACUUAGGAAAACUUCUUGAUCAUGAUUUUUAAGGUCUCUUGUGGGACUUGUACAUGUAUAUUGCUGAACCAAUUCCUGAAGGCCUACCAAUCUUUUUCAGAAUGUUGGCAUCAAAUUGAAUUGUGCAAGAAAGAAGUAGAAGAAGGUUGAAUCUGUUCUGGCAAUGGCAAAUACUCCAAGCUUUUAUCUUUUAUCCUUGGCACAAUCAGGUAUUAAAUUGGUGUUUUGUUGUGUAUGUGGCUGAAAUUUUUAUUAGUAGAAAUUAAAUCCUGUAAGCAAAAGGUUGCUUCUCACACUACAAAUAUUGUGCUCGGAUAGAAUACUUCAUAUUCUGGCAUCCUUAAUUAGAGUUUAACAGGUCAUUGUCUUA
Messenger RNA from Pistacia vera, 1884 nucleotides. RefSeq names its product dehydrodolichyl diphosphate synthase 2-like. Gene Ontology annotation, cellular component: chloroplast stroma. NCBI's taxonomy places the organism in Eukaryota, Viridiplantae, Streptophyta, Magnoliopsida, Sapindales, Anacardiaceae. The transcript is spliced from 3 exons. Gene Ontology annotation, biological process: polyprenol biosynthetic process; plastid membrane organization; response to cold. The record is from RefSeq and is a predicted model, not a curated record. The coding region runs from base 88 to 1086 and encodes 332 amino acids.